GGGGUGACAGAUGUCCUGUGUGAAGCUUGUGACCAGUUAGGAUGGAAGACGCCAACAAAGAUCCAAAUUGAGGCUAUUCCAGUGGCACUUCAAGGCAGAGAUGUCAUUGGACUGGCAGAAACUGGCUCUGGAAAAACAGGAGCCUUUGCUUUGCCAAUUCUUCAAGCACUGCUGGAAACACCUCAGCGAUUAUUUGCUCUUGUUCUUACACCAACAAGGGAGCUGGCCUUCCAAAUCUCUGAGCAGUUUGAGGCUCUUGGAUCCUCCAUUGGUGUCCACAGUGCGGUUAUUGUUGGUGGAAUUGACACAAUGUCUCAAUCUCUGGCCUUGGCCAAGAAACCACAUGUUAUAAUUGCAACCCCUGGCCGUCUGGUUGAUCAUCUGGAGAACACGAAGGGCUUCAACUUACGAGCUCUGAAGUUCCUCGUGAUGGAUGAGGCUGACCGGAUCCUUAACAUGGAUUUUGAGACCGAGGUGGAUAAGAUCUUAAAAGUGAUCCCUCGAGACAGGAAGACGCUACUGUUUUCUGCUACCAUGACAAAGAAGGUUCAAAAACUCCAGCGUGCUGCUCUGAAGAAUCCUGUUAAGUGUGCUGUUUCUUCCAAAUAUCAGACAGUUGAAAAACUACAGCAGUACUACAUUUUCAUCCCCUCCAAAUUCAAG
Molecule: messenger RNA, 663 nt
Organism: Nestor notabilis (Kea)
Lineage: Eukaryota; Metazoa; Chordata; Aves; Psittaciformes; Psittacidae
Gene: DDX47
Product: DEAD (Asp-Glu-Ala-Asp) box polypeptide 47
Exons: 6
Molecular function (GO): nucleic acid binding; ATP binding
Source: RefSeq, a predicted model, not a curated record